Molecule: messenger RNA, 1309 nt
Organism: Tachysurus fulvidraco (yellow catfish)
Lineage: Eukaryota; Metazoa; Chordata; Actinopteri; Siluriformes; Bagridae
Gene: ndufa10
Product: NADH:ubiquinone oxidoreductase subunit A10
Exons: 10
Coding region: 91-1158 (355 amino acids)
Biological process (GO): mitochondrial electron transport, NADH to ubiquinone
Cellular component (GO): cytoplasm
Source: RefSeq, a predicted model, not a curated record
GACGCAAUAUUUGUGCGACGUUAAAUCUGACCCGGUUGAACGGUCGCCUUCGGUGUCGGAGGGACACCAGGAUUUUUUUUUUAUUGUUUAAUGGCUUUACGGAUUUUCCGGCUGUUUGUGCCUUCGGGCGCAGCGGCGUUUAAAACCGUCUCACUUUCACAAACGGCCGGGAUCCACACGUGUCCAGUUAGAAGUCUGCGAUACGGAUGGUGGGCGUACGCUCUGGGUGAGAGGACAACGCCCAGGCUGAAGGAGAACAGCAAGAUCUUCUGUAUAGAUGGCAACCUUGCUUCUGGGAAAGGGGCACUGGCACAGAAACUGGCCGACCGCCUGGGGAUGCUGUACAUGCCUGAGCCUGAUGUGAACUACGUGGACAGAAUGACUAAGGAGAAAAUCCCUCUGGAUUCAAGCUACAACGGCAACUGCAGCUUGGAGAAGUUCUACCUGGAUCCCAAAGCCAGUGACGGAAACUCGUACCGUCUGCAGUCCUGGAUGUACCUCAUGAGGCUGCUGCAGUACUCGGACGCCGUCGAGCAUCUUCUCACCACAGGCCAGGGAGUCAUCCUCGAGCGUUCUCCUUUCAGCGAUGUGGUGUUUUUGGAGGCCAUGUUCAAUCAAGGUUACAUCAGGAAGCAGUGUGUGGAUCAUUACAACGAGAUUAAAGACAUCAGUAUCUGUGAGUUUUGGCUCCCACACCUCGUCAUCUACGUAGACUCUCCUGCUGAGGAGGUGCAGAAGAAGCUCAAGGCAUCUGGGAAGCCGUAUCUCCAAAACGUGUCCCUCUCCUACCUUAAGGACAUCGAGGCGGCGUACAAGAAGACCUUCCUGCCCAAGAUCAGCGAGGAGGCUGAAGUGCUCGCGUACGAUACAGCACAAGCACAAGAUAUCGAGAGGAUCGCAGAGGAUAUCGAGUACCUGAAGUUCGAGAAGGGCCCGUGGUUGGAGCAGGACGACGUCACGUUCCAUCACAUGAGAAUUCUCGUGGAAGAUAAACAGCGGGUGGCCAACAUGACCUGCAUCCCCAGAUACAUCCCCGAGGUCACCAUCGGCGCUCACGAGUUUGACAAAACCUACUACUCUUUCAAAUCGCUUCCAGGGAAGCAGUACGCCGAGGGUUACAACGAAGAGGCAGGAGACAAAGGGAUCUGGCUGAAGUGAAACUCUAACCCAAGGGAAAGUGAAAUCGAGGACUUUUCCGUCUCACCGCUUUCUCAUUCUUCCACGUCUCGGAGGAGAGAUAAGUCCGAUCAGACGACGUAUUCUGCUGUUAUGUAAAUUGCUAUCGAAUAAAUGCUAUAUGUUGAAAUCA